CAUUACAGAGCUCUCGAGUGAAAGUCACGCUUUCGGUCUCUUCCCUGACACCAAACAGAACAUUACAACCUGUCCAAGGGAACGAUCCAUUCCUAGGCUUACUCGACUGCCUCCAAAGAAAUCUCGGCAUGCAGAUUCUGUUCUUCGCAUUUGGGUUUCAAACGGAUAUCCUAUUGUCAUAAUUUUAAAAAAAUCAACAGAAAAAAAAACAACCUAAGAAAAAACAAUGAAAUCGAUCUUUCUUUUCUCCGCAUUGUGGAGCGGUGCAAGCAGCGUGCUCGCUGCUUGCGAUCCCGAAACCACUGUUUCCCUUGCGGGAGGUGUCUCCAAGCUAACCGUCACGGGGUUUGUCGACCCGAUCAUCAAUUAUUUUUCUUCCGUUCCUGGCACGGUGAGUAAAUGGAAUGUACUGCACUCGGUCAGCCACGAAAAUAAGUGUUCUGCUUGUGUCACGGGGUUGGGGUUUUCCCAUCGAGAUCGACUCACACCUGCUGCCUGCACUGUAUUCCGUGCUUCCAUUCCGUACGUGAAGGGUGACUCCGUCGUCCUCAAGGGCUACGAUCUGUUCCCCGAAGUUCUCUCUACCGGAGACGAGUUGGUCAUCACGGCAGGCGAGCCGUGCGGAUCCGUGUCUUCCCCCGCGGCACCGUCGAUCUCCGAUGCGAGUGGCUCGCUUGCCGUCUUUGGGGCGACGUCCUAUUUCUUUGGGGGCCACGCGUUUCUGACGGCCGCCUCGAUCUUCCUGGCGAUGGUGCCGUUUUCGGCCGCCGCCGAGGAAGCCGUCCCGAGCAUCACCGUCGAGAUCUACGUCGACGUCGACAAGCUGCUCCACGAGGAUUCUGGCAACUCCGACUGCCCACCCGAAACGACGCUGUGGAAACACCACGACUCUGUCUUUGGUGGAUACGAGGGGUGUGUGUCGGAGAAGUAUCUCUACCCCUGUGCCCAGUACGUCCGUCCCGAGGACGAGUGGAACGUGGAUAGGGUUCCAAUCGACUUUGUCGAUGGGGAAUGCAUCGAAUCCGGGUACACCCAAGAGAACAGAACCUUUUGGAUCUUGUGGGGGGAUCCGCUGGACGUAAGUCAAUGGCUAGUAGUGUUUCCUUGUUUUCUAUGGUACUUUUCGAUUUGUCCAAGUUGCACGUAACAAUCUAACCAUGAUGUCGCCUCUCCCGUGUUUCCAUCCGAAUCCCUUUGCGGAACGCAUUGCAAUGAAAUACAUUCCACGGAACGCACCACAGGGAGAUACAUUGAUGGAAAAGACAGGUCUCAAACCCACCGCAAAGUUUCCUCUGCGGCGUGGACCGUACCCCAGCUACAAGACAGCGGAGGGAUUCGAAGAAGCCCUGGACGAUUCCAACGACGCCAAGGCCGUUGCUCUCGAUUUUUUGGUAUACCUCGGAGCGAUCGAAGAGUCUGCCAAGGACGACUGGUACGUGACCAUCAACGAGGGGGCCGAGCAAGGCAUCAGCACCCUGUGGGCGGCAAAAGCUCUCGAGAUUGCGGCUACCACGUGCAACCGCGACAUCUACGUGCUGAUGGAAGCACCGGCAUAUGGCUACGAUACCGGCACCAUCGCGAGCUGGGUAAACCAAAACGCAGAAGACUUUUACUCCGGCGAGGAAUGCCUCUGCUAUCCCCUCUGCAACGAGCCCACCGUAACCGUCAACAACGUAGGAUUCUUUCCGGGAAACAUUCCGGAAGCCCUGGGUGGUGACAACGUCACCUACGUGGCGGACAGCACCUCACCAACCUCGCCGUGGUUUGAAUCCAUGGUGUUCCCUGAGGUAAGAAUCGCAUCGCAUCGCAUUCCCGGGGAUUCCAAACCGUCCUUCACGGCAGGAUGCAUCGCACGAUGCAUCGCGAAUCGCCCGUGACCAACCAACCCAACCCAACCCAACCCAAUCUCACCCAACCCAACGUGUUUUCCUUUCCCCCGUUUUUUUGGGUUCUCGUUUCUGGCAUUCGCUGCCUAUUCAGAACCCAAGCGGCGUGAUCAAAACCCCGCAGCUCCCGGCAAACCGACGGGUGUGCGACGGCGUGUACGUCUGGCCGAUGUACUUUGGAAUGCGGGGCUUUGAAAUUCCCCUCGACGAGAUGCCGGAUUGCGACGGCUGGUCCUAUGCCAUCACCAAGGGCUACUCCGCAUCGGUCCGCGCCGGAUUCAUCACGUACAAGAAGGGGUCGGAAGAAUUCGCCGGGUACGUUUCGAAAAUCACAAGCCCCUUCCACAGCCUGAGCUACGGUACCCUGUCGCAGUGGACCUGGGAGGGCCAGAUGCAGAUCCAGAAGAUGAUGAUGAGCCGGCGCCUGGACGAUCCCACCUCGUGGGUCGGUGCCUACUCGGAGAUCAUGAAGGAGAAAUGGGAGGUCGUCACGGAGGCCUUCCGAGACUGCCCGGUCCUCGAGCUGACCAACAGCCUGGCCGGGGCGUACGCCUUUUUUGUGUACAAGGAUCCCUACCUGGGACUCCAGUCGGGGACCUACCCGAGCUUCUUUAUGGACGUCCUCGGGAUCCGCGCCACGACCUAUUUUUGGGGGUUCCGCGGCGCCGAUCCCUCCGAGUACUUUGGCGAGGGGGUCUCGACCACCGAUUUCACGAGGAUGCAGCUGUACCGCGACGUGGAGGUCUACCACGAAGUCGCCCGGCGUGCCCGGAUCGUUUGCUCCGACACGUCCGCCUCCAUCGGCGACCUGGUCUCGAUCGACGACUGGCAGGCGGCGGGGUUGGCCUCCUCCCGGCACCUGGAGGAGGGCCACGACCCCGAAACACGCCGGAGGCUGCUGAGGGAGGAGCUCCCCCACCUGCACGAGCGAAAGCUCGCCCGCCUCCUCGAGAACAUCGAGUUCCGCGAGCUCCAGGAUAGCAGGAUCGAGGACCUCUGUGCCCCGGCGUACACCUCCAGCUGCCUGAUGGGCGUCAUGGGCCGCGGACACACCGACGUUUUCUGAGCAACUCUUCGCAACCCGCAAAAUGUACAUGUGCUCUUUAGUGUCGUAUAACUACGUGUUUACAAUAUUUACAAUAAAGAGUGAGCUUAUUC
This is a messenger RNA of Pseudo-nitzschia multistriata, 3044 nucleotides long. NCBI's taxonomy places the organism in Eukaryota, Bacillariophyta, Bacillariophyceae, Bacillariales, Bacillariaceae. The record is from the annotation of a GenBank genome assembly.